AUGGAGUUAAGCGACUUCGACACGACAGUGUCCAACCUCAACGUCUAUCAAGGCGACACUAUUGAAGACGUCAUGAAUAUCCCGUUUACGACUGUCGUGGAUACUUCCAUACAAGACUUUGGCACACUAUACCCGCAUGACCAGGCAGAGCUGAGUGAGGACGAGCAGAUGAGCAAGUACCGCAGACUGAUGGAGGAGAAAUUGCGAGCGCAGGUGUCAGCGCAAGAAAUCGAAUCCAAAUCGGUGGCAACAGCAGAAGCAGCUGAGCUGUAUCCAGCUCAAGAUAGCUAUCAAGAUGGUGGAAGUGACGUCAAAGCCACUCAUGAUCCAUCCGCGGCUCAAGAACCCUCCAACGCAAAUGCCAACAAACCCUCACCUCCCACACCACCUCUGUCCCACACCCGUCGAGCCUCCGAGCCCAUUCUAUCUCCAAGUACCUCGUCAACCAUAGACACUCCAUUCAGCGCACCCUACACUACUCCCUCAAGCCCAACCCCCAGCCCACCUCCGCCAUCCAAGAACCGUCGAAACACAAACCCACGGAAAACCGACCAUCAGCGGCCCCACUACAAAGUUGAAGAAGAAGAAGCCCUAGUAGACCUCGAGCAAUACCGGACCAUGGAUCUAGCACCCUUGGAACCUAUCAUGCAAAGUAGCACUGCGGGCGAUUUAAUUACGCAUGGUACACCGAUCAAAGUGCGAGAUGUGGACAUUUUUCUCUCAGGAUAG
This is a messenger RNA of Bipolaris victoriae FI3, 729 nucleotides long. RefSeq lists its product as hypothetical. The coding region runs from base 1 to 729 and encodes 242 amino acids. NCBI's taxonomy places the organism in Eukaryota, Fungi, Ascomycota, Dothideomycetes, Pleosporales, Pleosporaceae. The record is from RefSeq and is a predicted model, not a curated record. The transcript has 2 exons.